Messenger RNA from Bicyclus anynana (squinting bush brown), 6604 nucleotides. It is a transcript of the gene DCAF12, whose product is annotated as DDB1- and CUL4-associated factor 12 homolog. The transcript has 10 exons. NCBI's taxonomy places the organism in Eukaryota, Metazoa, Arthropoda, Insecta, Lepidoptera, Nymphalidae. Gene Ontology annotation, molecular function: protein binding. Bases 446 to 1789 code for a protein of 447 amino acids. The record is from RefSeq and is a predicted model, not a curated record. Gene Ontology annotation, cellular component: Cul4-RING E3 ubiquitin ligase complex.
AAGUAAAAAAGUUUAAGCAACAAGUAAAGAAGUUAUUGACUUAAUAUUAUUCCUUAUUUUCUUUGUUUAAUUCCUCCGAAAAAUUAAUGACGUUUGUAUUUAUAGUCUUUGGCUUUUGACACAUCUGUCUGACGCUUCUGACAAAUGGUGAAUGAUUGUCUGUGGUCAAUAUUUUCAAUGUAAAAUGCAAAGGCGAUAAAAUCAUUAGCUAAUUUAGAAAUUUAAUUUAGAAAACUACAAUAUUUUCAAUAUGUGUUUCGUUUGACAAAGUGCCCAAUUGUAGGAGAGUGCAUACAGUAUUCGUAUGGUGGAUGCCAUUAAUGCUAUAAUGCAACAUGUCUCACUAUGGAACCAUGUACAACAGGACAAAACGAAAGUGACUAGUUGACUGCCCUUUUAUUUAGUUUAAUAAUUAAGGCUUAGGUUUUGUUAAUUAGUUUAUACAAUGGCGCAAACCGUGAGACGUGCCAUUGAGGGAAGGUAUCCCUCGUGUUACCUUACCAAUAGAAUAAAAGAAAGAAGGGCCAAAGUCAAGGCAUUGAGGCUAGAACAGCAGCGUAAGCCUGACAAGCCAGAAGACUUUGUGUGUUACUCUGACAGUGACAGCGAGGAGGAGACGCCGACCCAGCAGCACAAGAUACUGUCCACGUCUUACAACUUCGUGGACUAUGUGCGCUCCAGGGAGAUAUUGGCGCCUGAGCCGCGCUCCGUGGAGCCGUCGUACGCCACGCGGCACAUGCUCACCAACGACAUGUUCCGCGAGUCUGCCAUCAACCUCGGCAACAUGAACAAGGUGUUCUGCUCGCAGUGGCUGUCCGACCGGCAGGUCGUGUUCGGCACCAAGUGCAACAAGUUGAUGGUGUACGACGUGCGCUCCCGCUCGCUGGACGCGAUCCCCACGCUGCGGCCGCGCGCGCCGUGGCCCGGCGCCGAGAACCAGACCGGCAUACAUGCGCUGCAGAUCAACCCCUCUAGGACGCUGCUGGCGACGGGGGGUCGCAACUCGUGCGAGCUAGCCAUCUACAGCCUGCCCACACUCGACCCUGUGUGUGUGGGGGAGGCGCACCGGGACUGGAUCCUGGACAUGUGCUGGCUGGACGACGAGUUCCUGGUGACGGGGUCGCGCGACUCCAAGCUGGCGCUGUGGCGCGCGCCGCCCGACGCGCAGCCCGCGCCGCACCACGGCUACGUGGCGCCCGUCGCGCUGCGCGACUGCAGAGCGGGUCAGAAAGUGCGCGCGAUCACGUUCAACGAGAAGUGGCGCGAGAUCGCCGCGCUGACGCUCAACGGCUACAUCCACGUGUGGAACGCGGCCACCUUCCGCCAGACGCUGUCGCGCAAGCUGCCCUCGUGCCAGGACCUCGUCUGCCUCGCCACGCAGGAAAGCGGCAUAUACGCGAUCGGCUGCAAGUCGUACACCCUGCUGCUGGACUGCCGCACGCUGCAGUCGGUGAAGAAGAUCACGUCGCGCUACAACGGCUGCGGCAUCCGCUCCGCCAGCUUCCGCGGUGACAUGCUCACCAUCGGCACCGGUCUGGGGUUACUGAUGUUCUACGACUUGCGCGCGGGAAAAUACCUGGAGAGCAACAUUCAUUCCUCCAAAACUGUCACGUUGAAAGCUUCUAGAGGAUACGUGUUCCCAGAUGAAGAGGCGGACGGCUUCAACCAAAUGAAGUACGUGCCAGCAAUCUACACGCACUGCUACGACGAUAGCGGCACCAGGAUAUUCACCGCGGGGGGACCCCUCCCCGCGCCGCUUAUCGGCAACUACGCCGGUAUAUGGCAGUAGCCGCACUACAUGUGGUCAGUGGUCACCAUGUGGCAACUAUGACGGUAAUACACUUGCCAUAUUACUAAUGGUCACCAUAUUGUACUGGUCACCAUAUACUGGUCACCAUAUUAUACUGGUCACCAUAUACUGGUCACCAUAUACUGGUCACCAUAUAAUACUGGUCACCAUAUAAUACUGGUCGCCAUAUACUGGUCGCCAUUUUAUACUGGUCACCGUAAUAUACUGGUCACUAAUAAUGGCCCCCUUGACCAAAUACAAGUCAAACGGUCAAGCAAUGCAAAUUGUGGCAUAGAACUAUUUUUUGGUCUAAUAACCCUAAUGGUUACCAGAAUACUUAUGUAACUUUCGAUCAAUACAGCAUAGUAUAUAUUAUACAACAGUAUAGUAUUCUAUACUCAGUGGCACAAUUAUCCGCCCACUUUAAUAUACUCGCGUCAUAUUAAAGUGGGCAGAUAAUUGUGCCCCUGAGUAUAUUAUAUGUGAAUACUGGGAGGCUAUUCUGUAACGAUGUUUUUAUCACUCGGACAGUGUGAGCUUCGAACUCGUAUACAUCGCUCUUUGUCUACAGUAUCGUGUUAGACGGAGAGGGAUAGAGGUGAAUUCGUAACUUGCUAGCCCUCCUGGUAAAGUUUUACAUUAUCAAUCUCUAUUGUAAAUAUUUUAAACAACAAAGAAUGAACUGCCCGUAUUUAUAAACGUAAUUCUUUGUAAAAAUGUGACCAGUUAUAGGCCAGUCAAUUAAGCAAAAUAAAGAGCUCAACUUCGGAAUGAGAGAUAAUAAACUGUUAACUCCUAUACGCCUUUAUUUUGGUGUUAAAUAGGUUGUUUAAAGUCUCAUAAAAUCUGCAUUACAAUUCAUCGAUCUAUAUCAAAACGAUCAUUAAAUAUCAAAAGGUUUUCUUUAUUAUCUGUUUCUAUAAAUCCAAUGAUGUCAUUAAUUAUGAAAAUGAAAGAGCGAAAUCCUUGACCUUCAAUAACUUACGACGCAGACACGAGAUAUUGUAAACUUCGAGAAUUUUUAGAAUACUUAAUUUAUUUUAACAACUCUUCUAUAACAAGAUCCCCAAGACUGUGAUGGACCUGCCAAUGCAUAGCUUUAAGCAAUGUGUUAAAAAACAUUUACUUAGUCGAGGUUACUACAACAUUGAUGAGUUCCUUAAAGAUAAAAGCGCUUGGAGGCCAUUGGAUCAGCUUCCACCUUCACACAGGAAAUAAAACUAUAAGAAAUUGUAAUUGUUAUCAAUUGUAAAUUAUAAUACUGUAUGACUUUUUCAAAAGAGCAACUGUUGAGUUUGUUGCCGGUAUCUUCUCAGCAGAACCUGCCUUCCGAACCGGUGGUAGAAUCUUUACAAAUAGUCAACUGACGUGUCAAAAGUGCUUGUAAACUGAGCCUACUUGAAAUAAAUGAUUUUUGAUUUUGAUUUGAUUUUUAAGUCAUAUACACCAUAAUGAAGUAUAUGACUUUACUGCUUAUUAUCUCUUAUUCCGUGGUAAAACACUUAUUUGACUGGAAUAUUAUCAAAAAUAAGCAAUAACGAAAUGGGAAUUUCACGUACAAAUAAAUCAUAUUUAUAAAAAUAUAUUUAAAAAAAAAACAGACUAUUAUAUAAAUGCUGUACCCAAAUUCAAUAGGUUUGUUGUUUUAUAGAAAUGUUCACUAUCUUUGUUUAAUUUUCGCACUCGACACUAGAGUCAUCCAUCAGCCUCAUUGGGUUUGUAGUGAACACGCCAUUUUUGAUUCUUAAACAUUGACUUCUUAUAAUAAAAGUACGCACAAUCAUGUAGAAGACACUUGAAAACUGGCUAAUUUUGCUUUGGCAGUUUUAGAAUUAUUGGUAAAGAAAAUUAUACCUAAAGGCCUUUAAUUAUAGUCCAAUAUUCAAUAAAAUCCCAAAAUCAGAGCAAAUUCAACCUUUUGGGUUGAAUUUGUAAAUGCAACGACUACUUGAAUUGAGUGCCAAGAUGUUGUGUUUGGCACUUAUUGAGUGACGUUUUUUGGUCGCUGAUUGUGCAUCCACUUUUUAAUAGGCGAUCGAUGUUCAUGAGCGAUGAAAAUGGAGUGUUUUCUAUAAAUUCAUCUAUCAGUAUAGUCUAGGAUCCGGCAUCAGAGAUAUAUACCCUCAUCUGUUAUUUAUUAGUGAUAAGAGAUAAAUGAUAGACAAUAUUCAGUGAUACAUUGCAAAUAGGUUGCCUAGUUAAAUUGCGGUAGACAAAUUUUUCACACAAAAUCUAGGAAACCAUGAACUAAAUGAAAGGCAAACAUCUAGAUGCACUAGCUAAAUAAGCUUUUAUUGACAUAUUAGAUAACUUAAUAUUUUUUUUUUUAUUCUUGACAAGUUAGCCCUUGACUACAAUCUCACCUGAUGGUAAGUGAUGAUGCAGUCUAAGAUGGAAGCAGAACUGAUGAAGGCAUGUAUAUAACGUUAAUUUAAUUGUUUAUAUCGGGCAGCCCCCCAGUUGCAGUAUGAAAGCAGGAAACCUUUUUAAAUUCUUUUGGGUAUAUUUAUUAUCAAGUACGAUUUUUUUUUUAAUUAACCAAUGAGGAAAGGAGAUUAAAUAAAUUUAAAAAAAAAAUAAUAAUUGAACUAGGCAACCUAUGUGCACUGUGUCAAUGUGAAUAUUUUCUAUCAUUUAUAUCUUAUAACAAUUAAAUAACAGAUGAGGGUAUAUAUUUGUUAUGUCGGAUCUUGUACUAUAUGUAUAGUCUGGCAAGUUCGUUAAUGACACUCCCAUGAUACGCGACGGGGUGAAAAUUGAGCGGGUGUGAAAUCGUGCGUGCGGGGAAGUGAGGUCCAUCAGUCGUGGGUUUUUCAUUCAUCGCUAAACGCCCCCCGACCCGCGUGGACCAUCGGGCGUGUUACGAACGAAGUUGCCAAGCUAUAACACAUACGUUUCAGUGUCAAGUCACACCUUCUAAGCUCUAGUAUUGCAUUUUGUAAAUGUACACUGUAUUCUAAGUAGUAUAAAAAUUGUAAUUAAAAAUAAUAUAUUAGUGUAGUCUAGAAGUGAGUUUCUGGAGAAAGAUUCGUUAAAUAUAAAUAACAUGAAAACUGAAGAAUUUUAAUGACUAGUCAAGCUUCGCUUUGACUUGUUCCUUACCCCUAUCCUAUUUUACUUCCACCCUACCCCAACCCUACCCUACCCUUAAGAUCUAUAAUUGACCCUUAAACGUUUGUAUAAGAAAUAGAACAGGGUUGUUUUAAAUUAUUAUUCUAAUUUAUCUCACCUUUUAAACCUUCCCUAUACCUCCACGAACAUUUCAAGACCAAGAUAAUGAUGUCAUCAUCAAUAUUUAUUAUCUGUUUGAAUGACUCACGUUUGCCUUCACUUAUAUGAAAGCUAAAAAAUCUCCCCAGUUUUUGUAAAUAAAACUAACUGUGUGCCAACGAUAUUGCUCAAGAAACUCACUUAUUGACUGGACUAGUUGAAAAAAAUUACACAAAAUUAUUAUAGCUAUAAUGAAAUGAAGUGGUGAUUGUAAAGCUGUGUACAGACUGUCGGGAUUAACGCAACCGCAUGUAUGACAACCAAUUUUAAACGAUAUGUGUGAGUAUGAGAUAAAGUGCAAUAAAAGAUGGACUUUUGGCCUAAUUCUUCAUAAUAUAAUAUCUCAGUGUCUUCCUUUGAACGAUCUUCCAGAAUUUAUGUAGAAUAAGUAAGUAUUUGAAUGAUUUUAUUGUAAUAUCAUGUAAAGAUAAGCCACUAAAUCUCACUACAUCAUACAAUAAUAUCAAAGCAUCCAAAACGCAAAUGUUAAAAUGUAAAGGAGUGAGUAAAGUAGAUAGCUGUACCUCAGGUGAUGAUAAUUUUCACUUUAGAUAAGGUGGCUCAUCUGCUUGUUUCAUCAAAAAGUUGACGUACUAUAAUUCCUAUUCGAAGACAUAAAAUUUUAUUCCAUUUUAACAUUACAUUUGUUUUUUUUUAAACAUUUGAACAUUUACUUGUUUUUUUGUAAUAUAAUAAGCUUACACGUCUAUUAGGCAGAUUGUAGAUAAAUAUACAUGAGACCAAAUUCUGGUAAUAAAUGAAUUUUGAACAGGUCAUUGCUUACAAAUUCACAAUAGCCUUGCAUUAUAACAACAAUUACGCUGACCGAAGUCUGUAAGCGGCUUAAGACUUUAUUAAAAUAAGGCGGUGCCUACACAAGAGAAGAAAAUCGCUGUGGUUAGUCUUUUUUUUAUUUUAUUGAUAUGGGAUAAUCAUAUGAUAUAGUUUGCAAAUGAGUUUUAUUACUUAAUCUGUAUAUAGUAUCUGACUUUCUUCGUUUUACAAUCAUAAAUAUGUAACUUAAUUAUUUAAAUAAUGGAUUAGUAUAUGGAAAAUUAAAAAAAAUCCAAAAUUUUUAUUUCUAAAAUUUUUAAUAUAAAUAAUUACAUAUCGCUCGAUAAGUAUAUAGUAUUGAUUAUACUAAUGUCAAAUUGCAAUUAUAUAACACGGCUUUUUACAUAACUUGAAUUUGCUAUGAUGCAUAUAAGUACCUACCUAUAUUUAAUAUUUACAUAAUUUGUAGCAAGAGUGGCUUUAGAUAAAAAACGCAAAACAAACCAAAAUGAACUACAUUUUUCAUUUAAAUAAUAAACAGUGUUAGAUUUCACUUAUCAUAGUAUAGUAAUUUUAUUUGAAAACUUCCGCGAAUUUUCCGCAAGUGUGGACCGGACCGCCUUUAAUAUUAUAUAGAAAAAUGGGCAUAUUAAAUUUUAAAUAGUAAUUAAAAUUAGAAGUUUGCUAGAGGAUUGUGUUCCCUUAAAUUAAAAUACAUAAUUAUAAAGCAAUUGUAAAUUUUUAAUAAAUUAAUUUUUAAUUUGUAUAUAA